Molecule: messenger RNA, 1824 nt
Organism: Cornus florida
Lineage: Eukaryota; Viridiplantae; Streptophyta; Magnoliopsida; Cornales; Cornaceae
Exons: 8
Coding region: 387-1532 (381 amino acids)
Biological process (GO): positive regulation of ERAD pathway
Molecular function (GO): ubiquitin protein ligase activity
Source: RefSeq, a predicted model, not a curated record
CACGGUACGUGUUUACACGGCACGCUAAGAACACACGUUUAUUUAUAUAAUUAUUGCAUAUAGAGAGAGAAAGAGGAGGAGAGAGAGUUGUGAUGUAUACUCAGAGGGCUCUAUCAUUCAUUUCUAAUACACGAAUAUGGACGAGUUUGGAGUCUCUUACUCUUGACUUUCUUCUUUCAAAUUAGGGUUCUUUGACUGGUUCGCUCAAAUUGCAUUCCAAUCUCAAUAAAUUAACACAGGUCAAGAUUGGAAGCUAUAAAUGGAUAAAUCCGAUUCCAAUUACUUUAGUAACAGUCCUAUAAGCCGUUGCCUAUUCGAAUUUCAUACAGACGCCAUUGAAGACCCUGUUGGAGUAUUCCACGUUUCUUCUUCGGAACCCUCCUUCAAUGUCAGCUGCUUUGCCGGAGGAGUUCGAUCAUUGCGGUGGUCCUGACACCACCGCCGCCGCGACAACCACCUGUGGUAAUCAGGAGUUUACAAUUACAAUCGUUGAUGCUGGUGGGGUGUCUGCGGAGGCCGAAAUGGGGUUUGGUGGUGGGGCAAUUGAGGGUGUUUCUAUGAAGGCUUGUGAUUCAGGGAGUGUAAGCACACAAGGAGAGUUUGGGAGUUGGGAUGGUGUAAAUAAUAGUGACAUUAACAGGGACAAUUCUUCUUGGAGAUAUGGUGUUCAGCAGUACUUUGCCCCAUGGAUAGAGCAAAUUCCGCCUUUUUCUUUGCUGCUCUUGGUUGUCUUCAUCCGACAACAUUUAUUAGGCUUAUUUGUUGCAAUUUGGAUUGCUUCAGUCUUGUUCAAAUCAAAUGAUAUUUUACUAAAGCAAACAGCUCUGAAGGGAGAGAGGAAAAUCUCUGUUCUCAUUGGUAUCACUGUAAUAUUCAUUCUCCAUGUGGUUUAUGUCUAUUGGUGGUAUCGCAAGGAUGACCUUCUAUACUCAUUGGUCUUGCUUCCUCCAAAAGAAGUCCCUUCAUUUCGGCAUGCUAUAUUUGUCAUCAUGGUCAAUGAUACAAUGGUUAAACAGGUUGCAAUGGUCUUCAAAUGCAACCUUUUACUGUAUUACAAGAAUACCAGAGGCCGGAAGCAGGGUCAAAUGCUAACACUUGUUGAGUACAUGUUGCUGCUGUACCGUGCAUUGUUGCCAACACCUGUUUGGUGUCGUUUCUUUUUAAACAAACAAUACGGAAACCUCUUUUCAUUGUUGACUACAGGGUUGUAUUUAACUUUCAAGCUCGCAUCAGUUAUUGGGAAGGUUCAAUUCUUCUUUGAUGCAUUGAAGGUCUUAUCACGUAAGGAGUUAAAUUAUGGGUCGUAUGCCACUUCUGAACAGGUCAAUGCCACUGGAGAUCUUUGUGCCAUUUGCCAAGAGAAAUUGCAUGCUCCAAUUUUGCUUCCCUGCAAACACAUAUUCUGCGAAGAUUGUGUGUCAGAAUGGUUUGAGCGAGAAAGGACAUGCCCAUUGUGUAGGGAAUUGGUUAAACCAGCAGAUAUCAAAUCAUACGGUGAUGGAUCAACUAGUCUGUCUUUCCAGUUAUUCUAAGAUCUGACCAUUGGUACGAUGACCAAGAUCAGUUUGGCUGUGAAACCGAUGUCAAUUUGUUUGAAGAAUGCUGUUCGUAUAAUCUGAUCUCAUUGAUAUUUUGAAUUCGAAUUGGUCGCAUUGCUGUUUGCUGGGCAAAACUGCAGCCAUAAAACGUGCCAGAGGAAGACUGCCAUACAUCUAUAUGUUGUCUAACCACAAUGUCAUUGUAUCUCUUGGUCAUUCACUAUUUUUUGAAACCACAAAUAGUAACAUUAUACAAAAUUGUCUAUAGAGGUUCAUUCUUUGACUA